AUGGGGGGCCCCCCUUCAUACCGCUGGCUGUCUUUGUACCCUUUGGGGGCCCCAGGGGCCCCCAAGGGGCCUCAAAGGAGGGGCCCCCUGCAACGGCUGCUGCGUUUGGGUUUGCUGCUGCUGCACCCCACGCAGCGGAGGCUGCAGCAGCAGCAGCAGCAGCAGGCUGCUGCAGCAGCAACGCUUGCUGCGCUGCAGCAGCAAAGCCGCACAUACACAGAAUCCCAAGAGGCACAGCAAGGGGCCCACCGGGCCCCCAAACUGCUGCAGCGGGGGGCCCCCAGGCAAGGGUCCCUAGAGCCUGCCCAAGGGGGGCCCCCGGGGCAGCAAGGGGGGCCCCUGCUGCUGCGAGAGGGGCCCCCGCUGCUUCAGGGGGGCCCCCCGCUGCUGCAGGAGGGGGGCCCCCUGCAGCAGGGAGGGGGUGCCCCCCUGCUGUUUGCUCAGGGGGUGUGGGGCCCCGCAAGCGAUUUGCUGCUGCUCGUGGGUCUUGGCUGCUCCUUUUGGGUUUAUGAAAUGGCUGCUGCAGUGCAGCAGCAGCAGCAGCAGCUACUAGUGCUGCAGCUGCUGCAGCAGCAGUGGCAGAGGCCACGACGCAGCAGGCGGCUGCUCCACGAACUUCGGAGGCGCAGCAGCAAACUACAGCAGCAGCAGCAGCAGCAGCAGCAGCUGCUCGAUAUGUGGGGCCUGCCAUCCUGGCCCGCCUUUGAAAUUAUGUCUCAUAUACACAAGGUCUUGGGCCGGAGACCCAAAAGUGUUCACUGGGAAGGGGCAGAGGGUUAUGCAGCAGCAGCGCUGCAGCAGCGGCCAACAGCAGCAGCAGCAGCAACAGCAGCAGACGGCGAGCCUGCUGCUGCUGCUGCUGCUGCUCCCCGUCAGUACACCUCAGCUAGCUCGCACUUCAUUUUCAUUGGGGCCCUACAGCAGCAGCAGGAGCAAGAAGAGCAGCAGCAGCAGCAAGGGCAGCAGCAGCAGCAGCACCAGGAAACUCAGCUGCUAGCCGCCACAGAUGGUACUGUCCUCCUUCAGCCCCAGGUAAUCUAA
Molecule: messenger RNA, 1041 nt
Organism: Eimeria tenella
Lineage: Eukaryota; Apicomplexa; Conoidasida; Eucoccidiorida; Eimeriidae
Exons: 4
Coding region: 1-1041 (346 amino acids)
Source: RefSeq, a predicted model, not a curated record